Paramisgurnus dabryanus is the source of this 4770-nucleotide messenger RNA. The record is from RefSeq and is a predicted model, not a curated record. Lineage: Eukaryota; Metazoa; Chordata; Actinopteri; Cypriniformes; Cobitidae.
GAGUGAGAGAGAGGGAGGGAAGGAGCGAGAGAGGGAGGAUGAUGAUGAUGCUGCCGGUGGAAAAUGGCUGCUGCAUCCUCGAGCCCAUCCGAAACCGUGUGAAGGUGGACGGAGAAAGAUAAGAAAAUGAGAACGGCGAGCUCAAGGAGCGAACGAGAGACUGCGUGCGUGCGUAUGUGAGCGAGAGCGCGUGUGUGUGCGUGCGCGAGAGCGUGUGUGAGUGUGUGUGUCUGCGUGUAUGAGUGUGAGAACGCGCGCGCGCGCGUAUGUGUGUUCCGUAAGAAGGGAAAUAAAAAAGACGAGAGACCGGGGGGCAGCCAGCUCGAAGCGGCGGGCAACACCGAGCCAUGGAGGGCGAUGUACGUGUCCGAGCAGUGGUGAUGACACGUGACGAUUCAAGCGGUGGCUGGGUGCCCCUUGGAGGAGGCGGCCUUAGUCAUGUGGUUAUUUGUAAGGGGCGGAGUUCUGAAGGUCGUGGGCGGAGAGAGUAUGUCAUACGUGGAGAACGGCUACGCGAUCGAGCACCUGUGCUGGAAUGCGCCAUUCAAAAGGGUCUGGUCUACAACAAGGUGAACCCCAUCUUCCAUCACUGGCGUGUGGAGGAGAGGAAGUUUGGCCUGACCUUCCAGAGUCCAGCUGAUGCCAUCUCCUUCGAGAAGGGGCUUCAAAGUGUCCUUGAGAAGCUGGACAGAGGAUCUGACUCGCCAUCCUCUUCGACACCUGAAGAGGGCGACACUGAGGAUGACGGUCAAGCAUCUCAUACAGGAAGUGAGUCGUCAUCCAACAGCAGAAAAGAGAUGUUGCCUAAACCCAUUACCAUAGUGACCAGUGAGUCGUCCUCCACCUGUUUUGUGCGCUCCACAGAGGAGUUUGCGUACGGGGCAGCGCACGCCGUCACGACGCAGACCCCAGCCCAGAUCCACACCCGACCAACCCAGCACCAGCUCACCCAAGUUACGGCCGUGCUGAACCCUCCGGCACCUCCUCCGCCACCUCCGGCUCCACCGACUCCUCCCAUAGCGCCCCCUGCUGCUUCUUCCCUCUCUCCACUUUCACCCACCAUCUCCCUGUUGGAAGAAGGGGACCUUCGCAGCCUGGACCCCUGCAAAGACCUGUGGGGAACGCGCGGCUACGAGGACUACCGACGCGCCGGUGCCGCACGGACCAAGGUGGGAGGGCUUACCGGAGGCGUAGUCGUGGGAGGCGGACCGGAUAAGACCGAGCUUUGCGUAGUCCGCUUCGAGAAAGAACUGGCUGGCGUGGGCAACACAGGCUGCGAGGUCACCGUCAUGCUGGACACCAAAGGCACUCAGCAUCACUCCUCGCCCACUUGCAUGCCCAACGCCGUGCCGGGGGUGCCAUCUGCCGGCGGCUCCCCACAGGAGACAGGCAAAGGGUCGCCAUCUCCCUGCUGCAUCCACACCUCACUCGCCACUCCCCGUUCUCGGACUCGCAAGCGAGGGGGCGGCGGCGGGGAGGCCAUCUCUCCCGACGACGACAGCUCCUGCCCACAGGGCUCCUCCUCCUGCUCGUCGCGCUGCGUGUACUGCCGUUCUGUUUUCAGCGCCUCCGAGAACGGACGGGGCCGCUGCCGGGAUGCUCCUGACCCGGCGCUACACUGCCUGCGCCAGUGGACGUGCGUGUGGUGCGCAGAGAGCCUGCUCUACCAUUGCAUGUCGGACUCCGAGGGCGAGUUCUGGGAGCCGUGCUCGUGCGAGGACUCGUUGGGCGGGCGGCCGCACCCGCUGUGCUGCGCUCGCUGGAUGGCGCUGCUGGCGCUGUCUCUUUUCGUGCCCUGCAUGUGCUGCUACCUGCCCCUGCGCGCAUGCCUGCGCUGUGGGGAGAGAUGCGGCUGCUGCGGAGGAAAGCACAAGGCCGUGCGAUGAGGCCUGACAGGGGGGAGGGAUGUGGGGGGAGGGUUUGGGAUGCGGCCGGGGAGGGCGGGGCUUAUUGUGACAGGAAAGGGAGCACAAAGACUUUGUCGUCAUUGGGGAAACAGCCGUAGAGCCGGAUCUCCUACAUAAACCUUCACGAUAAAAAUCCCUCCCUCACCCCAUCCCCCCUCAAGGUCGUCUGCUGCAUUCCGCUCUUUCUAUUCUUUACUUGGACCCUUAAUGGUUGUACCAAUGUUGAGUGCAUGGGCAGCGUGUCACCGCACGGUUCAGGCAGACAGGCAGAGGAGAUUACUCCGGGGUCUGAGCUCACUGAUUGCCUGGUUUUCGGGGUCAUCUCUGGGAGGUGGGGAGUGAAUGGGGAUCAGUGACGUGUAAACUGUUUCAAUUGUUAGUUUUCUUUUUUUAUUUACGGAGAACAUAAGAGAUGAAAAAACAGAUGAUGUUUAUAGGUAUGGUUAUCAGACCUUUUACGAGUAUCUUAUUUUACUUGAAAUAUGGAAAGAUUUUCAAUAUUUUUUUGAAUCAAUUCCCCUUUUACCUCUAAUUUACUGAGUUUUACCUCAAUGUCCUAAGGAGAGAGAAAGAGACACUUAUUUCGGGGACUGUAUGCUGUGGUGAGGUUUUGUAAUAUGGUCUUCACUGUAGGUUUUUCCAAGCAUGUUCAGCAAGAAAACAUCUCGUGAAGGAGAUUACGAUGUCGUUUGAGUUUUUAAGAGAACGUGAACGGAUCCCGUGCAGUCAAAGGUCACUUUCACCAAAACCACUUUCACCACACGCAGACACAUACAUACUCGCAUUCCUCCGUCAAGAAUCUAGCUGCAUUUAACUCGCCAACAACCAAGAAUGUUGCCUAUAUUUCAAGUGUAGACCAAAAAAGUGAAAAGAUAAUCUAGACCAGAAUCUGCCGAACAUUUGCUUAGCGAAUGUAAACCGAGGCCUUGAAUUGUAGUUGUAGAUACCACCAAAAAUACAGUGCAAUGUGUGUAACACAACACUUUACCUGAACGGCAACAAGAAAAGUACUGUUAUAGCUUACGCUGCAUCUCAAAUUUGCUUUUGGGCUCUGAAGAGUUUUUCUCUAACCAGACGCGGAACCCUUCAGUUGGGGAACACUGUAAAAAAUUUGCUGAAGUUAUGCAACUGUUUCCCAGUAAGUUGCUGUAGAUCUUAAUUGGUUUUAUUUACUGGCAACAGUUCGUUCAAAGUUAAACUAACAUUCAACAUUAACAGAAUAAAUCUUUAAAAUAACAGCCUCGUGCAAAGCAUUCUGGGAACCAAAAAUCCUCCUCAACCUUUUUUUUUGUUUAAUUUCCUUCAGAUUUUGUUUCCCAGAAUGCUUUGCACGAGGCUGUUAUUUGCAGGGCUGUUUUAGUUAUUUAAUUUCUUCUGUACAGAUAAAGACUUGUUAAUGUUUAAUGUUUAUUUAAAGGGGAACUAUCAUGAAAAUCUGACUUUUUCUAUGUUUAGGUGCUAUAAUUGGGUCUCCAGUGCUUCUGUUAACCUAGAAAGUGUGAAGAAGAUCAAUCCAGUAACUUAGUUUGGGUAAACCAUUCUCUGCAAGCAUGUAAAAAAAGGUCAUUGAAAUUUGGCUCCCCUUGUGAUGUCAGAAGGGGAUAAUUCCACCCCUUAAUCCGCACUAUCCAACAAAGGCACUGCAGAGAUUAGCUCAUUUGCAUUCAAAAGGACACACCCAAAAACGGCACAUUUUUUAUAACAUAUUAUGUUAUAAUAAAUUAUCUAUGGGGUGAGCUAGAACUUUACAUACGUACUCUGGGGGCACCAAAUAUUUUAUUUACAUUUUUUUAAAUCUUGUGAAAUAUCCCCUUUAACUUUGAACAAACUGUUGCCAGUGAAUAACAUACAUUUAAAUCUACAGAAAGUUACUGGCAAACAGCUGCCAGUAAUACAGUCAUUUCUACAGACAUUUUUAAUAGUGUAGCCCUACCCACAGAGAAAUCUCAUUGGUCAAAAAAUACCACACUAUAGCUGUAUAAUUAAAAUGAAUUAUAUUAUGUUUGUAAGUAAUUUGGAUGCACUUUUUUACUUAUAUUGUGGAUUUUGUAAUGCUGAAAACUUUUGCAUCUGGUAAAAUCACAAUGAAGAAUACCGAAAAUUUAUACCAAUCAGUUUGGACCUAAAACAUUGCUUUAAAAUAUCUCAAAGCUGCUAUAUUGAAUCCCUUAAACUUAUCUUACCUCUGCUGCUACAGUAAUAAUAUGUAAACAAGCAUCGGACGCAGCCCUAAAGUCAAUCUGAUUUACAAAGACUCGCCACUAAAUCACGUCAGAUGAAAAAUAUCCUUGAUGGAUGGAGAAGAACUUUAAUGUCCUUCGCAAUUUACUCUGUCAAGGAGUGUCGAGUUACAUAGGAAUCAGUGCUGUAAUAAAUGCAGAUCAAGCGGCCAUUGGAGCAUUGCACAUCAUAGUCCAACUUUCAUUAAAGUCCAUUUUCAAAGACACAGUCUUACACACAGUCACAUCCUCUCAGCAGAAUUAUAUACAUGAGUAGAGAUAUCCACAAAAAGACCCAAAAAUAGCACUGGAAAACAGAGAUCUUUAAGAGAUGAGACCAACCUUGAAGGCCCUAGUCAUACAUCCUAUUAAUAAAUGUGCCUUUUGAUUUAUUUAACCAAUAACUUAUCAUUUUAGUAAUGACGUACCUAAAUACUCAUUUUCUUUUCGGGUUGUUUAUUUCUGCCAAUGUGCAUAUUUUAAUAUGUAUGUAUCUAUUAGUUUGAAAAAGUAAUCAAUGGAAAAUAUUACCUGUUUAUAUAUUUAUUGAGAUAUUUAUUCUAAUUCUUUAUUUAUUUUUGGAGACGGGUUUUUAUUUUCUGUGCUGUCUAACUUCUCUGACUUUGUGCCAAUUUGCUGCUUUG